Messenger RNA from Gloeophyllum trabeum ATCC 11539, 1128 nucleotides. RefSeq names its product FMN-linked oxidoreductase. Bases 1 to 1128 code for a protein of 375 amino acids. Gene Ontology annotation, molecular function: NADPH dehydrogenase activity; FMN binding. The transcript is spliced from 4 exons. Lineage: Eukaryota; Fungi; Basidiomycota; Agaricomycetes; Gloeophyllales; Gloeophyllaceae. The record is from RefSeq and is a predicted model, not a curated record.
AUGUCUACUUCCAAGCUCUUCGAACCCAUCCAAGUGGGAGAUGUAACCCUCGCGCACCGCGUCGUCCUCGCGCCCCUAACCCGGUGCCGCGCGGACGCCCAGGCUGUCAUCUGCGCCGACCUCGCAGCAGAGUACUACGCCCAGCGCGGGAGCGCCCCCGGCACGCUGCUCAUUAGCGAGGGUACUCUGAUCACGGCCAAGGCUGGUGGGUGGGCCUUCUGCCCCGGGAUCUGGAAUGAUGCGCAGGCGGCUGCGUGGAAGAAGGUGGCGGACGCCGUGCAUGCGCGCGGAUCGUACAUAUACAUGCAGCUGUACGCCAUGGGACGCGGUGCCCGCCCGACAGUGCUUGAGGAACAAGGAUUCAAAUUGGAAGAUGUGUUCGUGGCCCCCUCGCCUAUCCCUCUCAAGGAUCGACCGGAGCCCAUCCCCCGCGAAAUGACUGUCGCGGAUAUCAACGAGUACGUGCAAGCGUUUGCGACAGCUGCCGGUAAUGCCGUGCACAAGGCCGGCUUCGACGGUGUGGAGGUCGACUGCGCGAACGGAUUCCUGCUCGACCAGUUCUUGCAAGACAUGACCAACCAUCGCACGGACCAGUACGGCGGUUCCGUAGAGAACCGGGUGAGGUUCCCGCUGGAAGUCAUCAAAGCCGUUACGGACCUCAUCGGAGCGCACAAAACCGGCAUAAGAAUCAGCCCUUGGAGUACCUAUCAAGAUAUGCGUAUGGACGACGCGCGCCCGACGUUCAUGUGCUUCCUCUCCCGUCUUCGAGAUGACCAUCCCGGUAUUGCGUACAUACACAUCGUCGAGCCGGGCAUAGCUGGGAACAAUUCUGUCCAGCGUGUCAGCGGGGACGACUCGAACGACUUCGUUCGCGAGAUUUGGCAGCCCAAGCCGAUUAUCAGCGCUGGCGGAUAUAGUCGCGAGACGGCGCUGGAGGCCGCAGACAAGCACGGGUAUCUGAUUGCCUUUGGACGGCUCUUCAUAGCGAACCCUGACUUGCCGUACCGGAUCAAGGAGGGCGCACCCUACAACCCGCCCGAUAGGGCAACGUUUUACACACAUGGAGCAGAAGGAUAUGUCGACUAUCCCUUUGCUAGUGACAUUCCAGACAUCAUCAGCGCAGCUUGA